UUGCACGCUGGGAUCUCCGCUUGCUAGGAGGCAUGGCUGAGUCCACUCCCGCCGGGUGGCCUUUAGCCCCCGAGCUGACUUCCGUGCUGGGGACUCCGGGCGAAACUGCCCCGCCGCAGGACAACUGGGUGUACUGGGCCAUGCUGCCACCGCCGCCACCUCCUCUGUCGUCCCCGGCGGCGGCGGCGGCGGCGGCGGCGGCGGAGUCUGAGCCGUGCCAGACGGGACAGCCCCACGUGCAGACCCAGCCUCUCUCUGGAGCGCUUCCCCCGUUCGACGCUCAGAUUCUUCCCGCGGCGCAGCCUCCUUUCGAUGCCCAGGUUCAACCUCAGUUCAGCGGCCAGCCGGCCUGGAACUUCCAAGCCUCGACGCCUUGGUACUGGGGGCUGUCUCCUAAUGGAUUCCCUACGUAUCCCAUGUCCUACUACUACUCUUCGGUUACACAGUCUUAUUUUCCACGAACACAAGAUGCAACAGUCAAUGGCUUCAGUUUGCCCCAAAACAGAAAACAGAAAAAGAAGAAAAGAAAGGAACCAGUUUUCCACUUUUUCUGUGAUACCUGUGAUCGUGGCUUUAAAAAUCAAGAAAAAUAUGACAUACACAUGUCUGAACAUACAAAAUGUCCUGAAGUGGACUGUUCCUUCAGUGCACACGAGAAGAUUGUCCAGUUCCAUUGGAAAAAUAUGCAUGCUCCGGGAAUGAGGAAGAUCAAACUAGACACACCAGAAGAGAUUGCAAGAUGGAGGGAAGAAAGAAGAAAAAACUACCCAACUCUGGCCAAUAUUGAAAGGAAGAAAAAGUUACAGCUUGAAAAGGAGAAGAGAGGAGAAGUCUUGACAACAACACAGUAUGGCAAAAUGAAAGGCAUGUCCAGACAUUCCCAGAUGGCAAAGAUCAGAAGUCCUGGUAGACAUCCCAGAUGGAAAAAUGGUAGGGCUAGACAAAGAGCAGCCACUGGACUAGGCAGCCAUGCCGGAGAUGCUAAGGCCGAAGCUCCGUCCGCAGACCCUCUCGGUACUUUGAUACGCAGUGACUCUGAGUCUGACAAAGAGGAGAAACCACAAAGGACUAUAGUACCUAAGGAGGUGACACCGGCCCUGUGUUCACUGAUGAGCAGCUACGGCAGUGUUUCUGGGUCAGAGAGUGAACCAGAAGAAAUCCCUAUCAAGACUGAAGCAGAUGUUCCUACAGAAAACCAUGUUUUCCAUAGCAGCCCUCCUAAGAGUCCAAGACAAAAUGUUAAAAUAGCUGGUAGAAUUGUCGCAAGAGCCAAGUGGGAGAGCCAGAGGAUUGGUUUCAGGAAGAUGGCCCUUAAGAGGAAAAAGAGUUACUACCACCCGUUAUUUGAACCAAGGACACAUCACCCAUACCUCCUGGAAAUGCUUCUAGCUCCAGACAUUCGACAUGAAAGAAAUGUGAUUUUGCAGUGUGUUCGGUACAUCAUCAAAAAAGAUUUUUUUGGACUUAAUACUGAUUCUGUGAAAACUGAAGGUGUAAGUGAAGCAUGAAAGAGAGCAGCAUCCUCGUAAGCAGAGAAAACCAAGACCUUUUCAAGGCCGGAUCAGUGUGGAACUGUAAGCCUCAUGGCUGUUAGCUUGGAUUUUAAGUCUGACCUUUGGCUUUAUGCAAAUAAACACACAGCUGGUCUUUUUAAAGAGUGUGUCCCUGUUACUGGGGUGGUAACCAAGCAGGGCUUCUUAGCUUUCCUCUCAGGGCCUCUUUUGCCCAAGGAAUGUUUGUAUGAACUCAGACUUACAUAAAUAUACAAGACAGGUAUACAAAUCAAAGAUAGAAGGACAAAAGGAAAUUAUUUUAAAAUAGUUCUUUGGCGUGCAUAUGAUUUCAUCAUUCAUUAAAGAGGAGCAUAUUAGCAUAUUAAUGAGGUAGAUGUAUCUGUCUGUUUUUAUAGAAGAAUCACAUCUUGGCUGAAUAUUUGAUGCCACAUGAUGCCUAACAUCUUCAUGGUUUUCCAGAGUUGAUUGACAUUUUGAUUUUGUAGUUGUUAAUGCUGAAAAUGCUGCUUUGCAUAAGUAGGUAGUACAAAAUGGUAGAAUUAUGCAGAGGGCCAUUUCAGAAGAGCUGGAAAUUCUGCCCUAGUCUCAAGCCAGAAUCCAUGUAAGGAUUUUUAUGAAACUCAAAUCAGCAAUGCAAACAGCAGUUUUUAAAAUCAAACACCAUGCAGCCUAAUGAUAGAUUAAUUUGAUACAAACACGUGAAGCAUAGCAUCAGAAAAUUACUCCAUGUCUUUGUUUUCUGUAACUAACCCGUAAGAGCAGAAAACUGUAAACGUAGGAAGAACACUGCAGUCCACAGUCUCCCAGCUGUCUGGGAUCCGAGCUGAGGCUUGGGGAGCAUUUGGUGCGGUGGUAUGAUGGUCGGCACAGUGCAAACUGUGUGUUCAGAGUUAAAACCACAGUGAGGGCACAUGAUACAGCACUGGCAUGUACAGCCGGCCACUUUGGAUUCAUUACAGCUUGGAUUUUGAAUGAUUUGUGGUCAUAGUUCAUUUGCACUUUUUCCUGUUGCCACACUCAGUUGCACACACCCACAGCUGAAGGAGCCAGUGUGUAGCAUUUGCUGGGAGAACCUUCCAUUUCUGUAUGUUCUUCUGGAUUACUGUCAUGUAAGUAAGGCAGACUGUGGUAGGUUUAAUUAAGAAGUGAAGACGCUGGGUAGCAACAGGCAACACUUUUUUAAAUGCUUAAUUUAGCUAGACAUAAUCAGGCAGGGAGAUAUAUUUUGUUUUAAUCAAAAGCAUUGGGGUUUUUUGUUUCUUUGUU
This is a messenger RNA of Onychomys torridus (southern grasshopper mouse), 2780 nucleotides long. RefSeq names its product nuclear FMR1 interacting protein 1 (gene Nufip1). The transcript is spliced from 10 exons. Gene Ontology annotation, molecular function: RNA binding. NCBI's taxonomy places the organism in Eukaryota, Metazoa, Chordata, Mammalia, Rodentia, Cricetidae. Gene Ontology annotation, cellular component: nucleus. The coding region runs from base 33 to 1508 and encodes 491 amino acids. The record is from RefSeq and is a predicted model, not a curated record. Gene Ontology annotation, biological process: box C/D snoRNP assembly.